Alligator sinensis (Chinese alligator) is the source of this 1807-nucleotide messenger RNA. It is a transcript of the gene ROGDI, whose product is annotated as rogdi homolog. NCBI's taxonomy places the organism in Eukaryota, Metazoa, Chordata, Crocodylia, Alligatoridae. The annotation marks the transcript as partial. The transcript is spliced from 11 exons. The record is from RefSeq and is a predicted model, not a curated record. Gene Ontology annotation, cellular component: RAVE complex.
CGAAGGGUUUUUGAACCCGAAAGCUUGCUUAAUAACUAUUCUCCAACUAUUCAGGAAGAAGAGUUUAAAUGGCUUUUGCAAGAAGAAGUCCAUGCUGUCCUGAAGCAGCUGCAGGAUAUUCUGAAGGAGGCUUCUCACAGGUUUGCCCUGUCUGUGGGUGGCUCAGAAGCAGCAGUCAAACAGGAGAACUUCAUGCUGGGCUCCUCGAGCACUGACCAGGUGAAAGGAGUGUUGACACUGCAGGGAGAUGCCCUGUGUCAAGCGGACAUUAAUAUGAAAAUGCCCAGAAAUAACCAGCUCCUGCACUUCGCCUUCCGGGAGGACAAGCAGUGGAAGCUGCAGCAGAUUCAGGAUGCAAGAAAUCACGUGAACCAAGCAAUUUACCUGCUCACAAACCGAGAUGUCGACUACCAGUUCAAAACAGGCUCAGAAGUCCUCAAGCUGAUGGAUGCGGUAAUGUUACAGCUAACAAGAGCUCGGAAUCGGCUCACCACUCCAGCCACCCUGACCCUACCGGAAAUCGCCUCCAGCGGCCUUACGAAAAUGUUCACUCCUGCUCUGCCCUCGGACAUUCUUGUCAAUUUCUACAUUAACCUGAACAAGCUGUGUCUGACCGUCUACCAGCUCCACGCGCUGCAGCCCAACUCCACCAAGCAUUUCAGACCUGCGGGAGGGUCCAUUCUGCACAACCCUGGGGCCAUGUUUGAGUUUGGCAGCCAAAGAUAUGAAGUCAGCCAUGUCCAUAAAGUGGAGUGUGUGGUACCUUGGCUAAAUGAUGCCCUCGUCUUCUUCACUGUCUCACUGCAGCUCUGCCAGCAGCUGAAGGACAAGAUCUCUGUGUUUUCUGGUUACUGGAACUACAGGCCGUACUAGUUUCUCCUGGCAAGUUUGCCCUAAACAGCCCAACCACUACACCUCUGUUCCUCUUAGGAAGAACCCCAUGAGUAAGUAAGCCUGAGAGAGCAUCAUGGCCAUGAGCCUCCACCCUGCCACAAAAUGGGAUCAGUGCUCUCCAGAGACACCAGCUUUAGGAGCCAGCUCAACCUUCAAACGCAGGGCUUCUCACGUUGUGGUGUUGAGCCAGGCCCUGAGCAGGAGUGUGAUGUCCACCAACAGCUUCUUGCAUCUGCGUUCACACAUGGGACAUUAUUUAUUUGUACUGUGCAAACCCUUGAGUACUUGUCUGGUCCAGGUAUAAGGGGCUGAGCGGGGAGGGGGGUGGGGACAGGCAGGUGGGAGGGGGGGGAAGGACAGUGGAAAAUAAAACUAGUCUGUUUGCACAUACUGUAGAGAUCACUGGACCAUGAGCAGGGCUGAGGAGGGACAGAAAUGGAGUAACCAACACUAAUUGGGGCAUGCUGGGUUCCUGGUCAGUGCAACAUGUCAUAGGUCAAGGUGUCAUCUCCUUGGCUGUGACAUUGCUUCUGAACACCCCAAGCCUCAUUCCCUGCAGUCAAGGAACCUCCCCAGCAUCUCUUCAGAUGUUUCCUGAAGCAUCUCCCUGGCACCAAUGUGAGUACCUGUGCAUUUCAGUCCCUUCCUGUCUGCCCCACACAGGCCAGCUGUUUCUUUGUGUUAGACCUCAGAUCUGUCCCUGGCAUGUGAUAUGGACCCUCCCUCUGCCCUCAGUGCUGGGGCUGCUGCUGUGCACUCUGCAUCCUGCCACUGAGUGACCCAGGACAUUAAUUUGUGGCUCACAUUCCGUGUGGUAGGAUAAUUGUUAGCUGCCUCAUAUAUAUUGAUGCUAUGGUAUGUGAAUUGUUCCUCUGCACAGUUGAUAUUUGUGAAAUAAAGACCCUCAAACCAA